Molecule: messenger RNA, 12932 nt
Organism: Coregonus sp. 'balchen'
Lineage: Eukaryota; Metazoa; Chordata; Actinopteri; Salmoniformes; Salmonidae
Source: the annotation of a GenBank genome assembly
AUGCCAGUGCAGGCGGCCCAAUGGACAGAGUUCCUCUCCUGCCCCAUCUGCUACAAUGAGUUUGACAGCAGUGGCCACAAGCCCAUCAGUCUGGGAUGCUCACACACCAUGUGUAAGACCUGUCUGCACAAGCUGCACCGCAAGGCCUGCCCCUUCGACCAGACAGCCAUCAGCACUGACAUUGACCUCCUGCCCGUCAACUGUGCCCUGCUACAGCUGGUGGGAGCUCAGGUGGGUACAGCACGUGUUGUUGUUGCUGCUGUUCUUCUUCUUUUUCUCAUGAUGAUGAUGAUAUAAUAAUGAUGAUGAUGAUUACGAUGAUGAUGAUGAUGAUAAUGAUGAUAAUGAUGAUGAUUAUAAUGAUGAUAAUGAUGAUUUGUUGUUGUGUUUGUGGUAUGUUCCCAGGUCCUGGAGUCCCAGCCUGUGACUCUGAGCAGUGCUGUGGAGGUAGAGCACUAUGAGGUGUGCAGGGUGUGUGUGGAGGAGCUGGCUCUCUAUCUCAAACCCAUCAGUGGAGGAAAAGGUACUAGAGCAUAGAACUGUGUUGAUAAAUGCAUCUCUGUGUGUGUGUGUGUGUGUGCGAAUGCAUGUGUGUGUGUUUGUGAGUGUGUGUGUGUGUGUGUGUGUGUGUGUGUGUGUGUAGAGGACCACAGCAGUUCCUGUUAUUCUCAGGGUCUGAGAUUAUUGUGGUGGGAAUGUUUGCGUCAGAGCAUGUAGAAGCAGCGACACUCAGGCUACAACCAGGAAACCUAUCCACUCUGUAAGGCGAUACGGAACCUGGGCCCCACACACCAACACAAAGCACAUUAUAUCAAAAGGAAAUGUAAUGAGCUCUGUCGAAAGUAGUUUCAGUUACAUUAGUUUCAAAGGAAUCAUUGAAUUAGAUGACAAGAUUAGAUUAGACAAGAAAAAAGUUAAUUGGCUAAAUGUUUUAAAAAAAGUUAAACUAAUAAUAUCACUUUACCAUCCACCACCUUGACCUUUGGCUCCCCUGCAUGUCAAUUAAUAUUGAGCAUAUAUUUUAUUACAUCUCAUUCUCAGGUAUACAGGACUAGAUUAUCUGUAGCAAUUAUUGCAGGAUGGAGGAUGGGAAAUCCCUCUCCUAGGACCCAUAAAGCGAUGUGUGUGACGGGCAGUAAUCCUUGAAUCCAGUCCUGCUUUCCCAUCAGUGCUUUUAAAAUCCAAUUGCCGUGCCGAAGUGGUCCGUUUAUUGGGUGUAAUUCACCUGGAAAGCUCUCUGUGGCGAGCUGAGAGUGCAGUUAAACUGCUCAGCAGCUCUGUCAACUGUUUUUGUGAUGAUCACAGAAUUAGAGAGGAUACUGUAGUCAUCCAGCCCUGCUCUUUCAUAGACUCACUGUAAUAAAGUGUUUUAAGACACUAGAGGAAUAUAGGAUUAACCUGUUGCUCUGGUAAACAUUAACUGAGUGUGGCAGGGAACUGUCUCUGUGGUAGUAUUUAAGUAGCCUGGUCCCAGAUCUGUUUGGGCUGCCAAUAGGAGUUGGCAAGGCAGCACAAACAGAUCAAGGACCAGGCUAGUAUUUCAGUGUGUGCGGGACCUGUCUUCUGACCUUUGACCUCCCCUCUCUCUACCAUGCAGGUGUGGUGACCCUCAGUCCGAGUGCGCUAAGUCGACCCAUGCAGAGGAAGCUGGUGACACUGGUCAACUGCCAGCUGGUAGAAGAGGAGGGGCGUGUACGUGCGGUGCGGGCGGGCCGGUCUCUAGGGGAACGUACCGUCACAGAGCUCAUCCUGCAGCACCAGAACCCACAGCAGCUCUCUGCCAACCUGUGGGCCGCCGUAAGGGCACGGGGAUGCCAGUUCCUGGGGCCUGGUGAGUGGUGACUGGAUAAUACACCUGUCAAUCAUAUCAACUGAUGAUAAUACACCUGUCAAUCACAUGAUGAACUGAUCUGUUUUGUGAAUGAGUGAUAUCCGUAAGGUUUGCUAUGAGCUGUUGAACCUCAUAUAGACUGGUGUCUUAUGAUGAUUACUCAUAGGGCAGAUUCUGAUUGGGGGAACUCUGUUUCUCACACCUGAUCUGAGUUUUGAGUUUCAAGUCUGAAGACACAUUACAUUUACAUUUGAGUCAUUUAGCAGACGCUCUUAUCCAGAGCGACUUACAGUUAGUGAGUGCAUACAUUUUUCAUACUGGACCCCCGUGGGAAUCGAACCCACAACCAUGGCGUUGCAAGUGCCAUGCUCUACCAACUGAGCUACAGGAGGCCUGUAGACACCAAUGGAAUUGCCAAUAGAACACCCACCCUGGCAUUCAAUAUUAUAAUCUCCCCAUCCCCUCUUACUGUAGUGACAUUAGGCUGAUGUAUCAGAUGUUAUCUACUAGUAUGUACUAUCAGAUAUCUUGCGUUCUAGUACUACAGUACUAUGUAAUUUGUGUAUAAUAAAAGUUGUCUGUAUCGUCAUCCAGCGAUGCAGGAGGAUGCUCUAAAGCUGGUGUUGCUGGCUCUAGAGGAAGGCUCAGCUUUGUCCAGGAAGGUGCUGGUGCUGUUUGUGGUCCAGAAGCUGGAGGCUAGGUUCCCUCAGGCCUCCAAGACCUCCAUUGGACACGUAGUCCAACUGCUCUACAGAGCCUCCUGCUUUAAGGUAAGACAUAUUGUAUUGUAUAUUAUGUUGUAUAUUGUAUGUAAUGUUUGCGCUCACAUGCAUGUAUGAUGCACUCACACACACACGCACGCGCACGCACACACACACACACACACACACACUAUAGGGAUGAUAAAGAGGACACUGAUUCAGCGGUUUCACCUAAGUGCUAUAAAACGAUAACUUUAUCUUACUUACACUGCUAUAGACAUCAAUACACACUAUGCUGUACCACCAAUCACAUUUGAUUAAUGAACCACACUUACGUAAGAGUGACUCUGUCUGCCAUCUUCUGCCUCUGGCACUUAUGAUGCCCAGCAGUGGAAAAACCUUCUGAGUGUCACUUACCAUGUGCACAGAUGGUGUUCCUGAAUGUCUCUAAGAGAUAAAAAAAAAUAACAGAUCUUUGGUUUAGAUGUAAAUAGCCAAUUAUGGCAAAUUAGCUGAGAAUGGAAACACAUUAAACGACUCAAAAUGGUCCUCUCCAUACUCAAUGAAUGUCUGAAAACUCCAAGUGAUAGAAAAAAACAGUCUGCUGGUGACAAGGAAGUGUGUGUGUGUGUGUGUGUGUGUGUCUGUGCGUGUGUGUGUGUGUGUGUGCGUGUGUGUAUGUGACAGUGUUGUCAUUUGGAGAUGAGAGACAGGCAGGCAGGCAGGCAGGCAGACAGACAGACAGACAGACAGACAGACAGACAGACAGACAGACAGACAGACAGACAGACAGACAGACAGACAGACAGACAGACAGACAGACAGACAUACAGACAGACAGACAGACAGACAGACACAGACAGACAGACAGACACAGACAGACAGACAGACAGACAGACAGACAGACAGACAGACAGACAGACAGACAGACAGACAGACAGAAGACACAGGUCUGUUUUAGCUGCAAGGGUCCUAAGAUAGAGAUACACACACAUUUAUGAACAUACUGUACAUCCUCACAUUAAUAUACUUAUACUUUUGAUUUCACAUAACACUGGCCUGGUGUCUUAUGAUGAUUACUCAUAGGGCAGAUUCUGAGUGGGGGAACUCUGUUUCUCACACGUGAUCUGAGUUUUGAGUUUCGAGUCUGAGGACACCUGGCAAAUGUCUGCCAGUCAUAUGAGAGUGAUGCAAUGACAUUUAGGCUGGCUGGAUGUUUUUCUCUGAGCAUAUCACAGUAUAUCACAACUGUAUGGCCUCCCCCUCUCCCCUCCUCUCCUCUAUCCCCUCCCUCCCUCCCCUAUCCUCCCCCUCCCUCCCCGCCCCAGGUGACAAAGCGUGACGAGGACUCGUCGCUGAUGCAGCUAAAGGAGGAGUUCCGUACCUAUGAGGCGCUGCGCCGCGAGCACGACGCCCAGAUCGUACACAUCGCCAUGGAGGCGGGGCUCCGUAUCUCACCUGAGCAGUGGUCCUCUCUGCUCUACGGAGACCUCAUCCACAAGUCACACAUGCAGUCUAUCAUUGAUAAGGUAUGCUGCCUGUGUCCCCAUCACUGUAUCACUUAGCUCAUCAUACUAAUCAGUCAAUCAUCGCCAAAGUACUAUACAGCCCUCCAUUUUUCACUUAUGAGAUUCGAGAUCAAUGGGUACUGGACAGCUUCCUGACUCAUGUGCUUCAAGAUCAACAUCCCUUAUCUCACUCACUGACUAAUACCUCAUUCAGUCAGUGGUUGACAAGGCAACCAUCUCUGCCAUCCCAACAUUUUACCUUUGUAUGCUGCAUUACUAUGACAUACUGCACUUGCUUUCUCCCUGUAAGAUACUCUAAAUGGCCAUACAUGUAUACAUCCCUACACAUCCCUUUUUCUCUCUCUCUUGGGUUGGUGGUCACUCCCCCAGCUCCAGUCCCCAGAGUCCUUUGCUAAGAGUGUCCAGGAGCUGAUUAUAGUUCUACAGAGAACAGGAGACCCUGCUAACCUGAACAGCCUCCGACCACACCUGGAACUACUGGCCAACAUCGACCACAACCCAGGUAGAUACAGUACGAUCAAGCCACAACUUUGAGGUCAGGGCCUAGAGAACCUAGCAGCUUCCCCAGGCAGCUCACUUUAGGUUUAGACCAUCAUAAUGUUAAUGAUAGGACUGGACAGAAGAGGUAAUAUGGUAAUACGUUAUUGAUGCAUUGUACUGAUGCACUGUACUGUGACACCCUAGACUCGUUGAUAUGUAAAGACAUGGGCUGUGAGACAGGUGUGUUCUGUAUAUCUGUUGUAUGUGUUUGUGGGUUUUGUGGGUUUGUUUAGAUGCUACAGACACCUAGUAUUGUUUAGAAACAACUAGAUAGGGAUGUUGAUAUCUGAUGUGUGUGCCAUGUUGUGUGUAGAUGCGACGUCUCCAUCGUGGGAAGAGCUGGAGAGUGUGAUGCUGGCUGUGAAGGUGAUGGUCGAUGGUCUGGUGGAGUUUAUACAGAACUUCAGUAAGAAGAGCCACGAGACACCACAGGUACGGGAGCUGACAGCACUCACACCUACACACACACACGCACGUACGCGAACACACACACCUCUCUUUACUGUAAUAACACCUGUGAAAUAUGCAAACAAAAUAAACCUGUCUGAUAUACUGCAGUCCAUUUGACUAACUCUUGGGUUUACUGUUGUGAGUGACAUGCUGUCUGUUUUUGUCCGUCUCCUCCCCAUGCAGCCACAGCCCAACAGCAAGUAUAAGACUAGUAUGUGUCGAGACCUCCGGCAGCAGGGGGGUUGUCCUCGAGGAUCCAACUGCACCUUCGCACACACACAGGACGAGCUAGAGAAGUGAGUGAGAACACAACCACACUAAUUUGCAUAUGAUGAGACACAGACCUCUGUUCUUAUCAAUGCUUUCCUGUGAACAAACGUUUAAACGAACGAAAAGCAGGGGUGGAGAGAAAACAAGAGAGAAAGCAAGAGCGAGGGGCGAGAGAGAGAGAGAGAGCGAGCCGAGAGAGAGAGCGAGAGAGCAGGAGCGAGGAGAAAAAAAAAGAAGGAGAGAAAGCACGAGAGAGAGCGCGAGAGAGGAGCAGAGGAGAGGAGAGAAAGCGAAGGAGAGAGAGAGAGAGACAAUGAGAGAUGAGUAGAGAGCGAGAGAGAAGAGAGAGAGAGUAGAGCGAGACGAGAGCGAGAGGCCUUCAGAGGGAGAGAGAGAGAGAAAGAGCGAAGUCUCUCUGUCUCUCUACGUCUUCUUUAGAGUCUAGUCUCUCUCUAGAGAGUGGCUCUCUCGCUCUUCAUCUCUCCGCUAUCUAAAUCUCUCUCUCUCUCUCUCUCUACUCGCUCUCUCUCUCCCCCCCCCCUCUCCAAGGUACAGAAUGAGAAACAAGAAGAUCAGUGGCGUAGGCCGGUCCUUCCCCCUAGCCCAGGGGAGUAUGGGUAGUGAGGGAGGCGACUCAGGAGAGGAGGCGUGCGCUGGGGGACUAAAGGGCUCAGACAAGGUGGGGUUGGGGUCCCUAACGGAGCGGUCCACACACCCCCAGCUCAUCCCCAGGGGAGGCGACAUGAUGGAAGAGAUGAAGAGGGAGAGGUCUGUUCUUAACGGAUCCAAUGGAUUCACAGGCUCCAGCCGCUCCUCAUCUGGCUCUAUGGAACAGUAAGACACUUUCACUUACUGACUGUGGUUUCACCUACUGACUGUGGUUUUCACCUACUGUGUAUCGUUAUUCAUGAUGAUGACUCACCACUGAAUGAGUAUUAAACAUUAAAGCUGAAAGUGGGAUGUUUCAGCUGGCUUUAAUGUGUAAUCUGGAUUUAGCGAGACCUGUUGUAUCUCUAGUCUGACAUCCUCUCUCUCUCUCUCUCUCUCUCUCUCUCUCUCUCUCUCUCUCUCUCUCUCUCUCUCUCUCUCUCUCUCUCUCUCUCUCUCUCUCUCUCUAUCAGGAAGUCUGUUUCUCCUCCAAAGACACCUGUCAACCACUCCUCAGCUCCUUCUCCCCAUGGAAUGGGGUCUAGGGUAGAGUGUGGCUCUGGUCAUCCCAAACAAGGGCACUUCCUAAUGAGAGGACCCCCUCCCCAGCCUCCUCCCCACCAGCCUCAGUCCUCUGAACUGUACUACCAGGACCCCCGACCUCCCUACGACACACAGCCCUACCAGCCAGCCAGUGAGUAGAGCCAUGGCACCACAUUUCAGAGACAGUGUUUAUAUAAUUAAAUUAACAGAGGCAAAACACAAUAAUCAGCAACUCAGAUAACACUGACUGUUAGAUAGUGCUGGAUUUAGUUAACUGCUCAUUUGCAUUUGUGUCAGUCAUUCUAUUCAACACUUUUUAUUAUUGCUUUUUAAUGAAUGCAACAUAGAAGUGAAGUGAUUCAAUCUUUCAUUUGUUCCUGGGCCUUUUUGUAUACUCUUUCAUCAUUGAAAUACUGUUUAAAACAACCUUUUCUAGACUCAAUGAUGUUCUCUGUCCCUCCCUGCUCCUCUAGGUAACUACUACACCUCUACAAUGCACCCCCACAAACCCUGCAUGGCCCGCUUCCUGCGUUCCAGCCACGUCCUCGAGUCCUCUCUGCCGCCUUCCAUGGCCCCUCCGUACUCCGAGCAGCACCCCUCCUUCCCCCAACCACGGGAGCGCGCGGGUCCUUCUCCCUACGGCCCCCCACCGGCCCCCCAGUACGGGCCCCUGGCCCCGGCCCAUGGUGGCUACGCCCCACUGUAUGACAGCCGGCGUAUAUGGAGGCCCCAGCUGUACCACCGUGAGGAUGCCAGGAGUAACUCCCUGCCUCCAGAGGUGCUGCACUCCUCUGUGUACCAGCCCCCCCUCCGAGAGCGCUAUGCCUCCCUGGACAGCCCCUACUGCUCAGCAGGAGAGCACAGAGCAGCGCUACACAGGGUACGGGUACAGUAUAGCCGCCUUCACACACAUGCUCCAGCCACCACCUCCACAUGCACACUCCUUAACACGGCUAGCUUUAUCAUGUCUUUCCCAUCCUCCUGCCUCUCCUCCCACUCAGCUCAGCAAACUCAUUCUCACCCACAUCUUCUCUUCCUCCUCCUCCGCCCUUACAUAUCCUUAUCAUUCGACAUUUGAAGGCUAUGAUUAAGUUUGUUGUGUGUGUAUGGUUACAUGGGGGAAACUCUCACCCAAUCCAAACCUUUUUAGGGGGAAGGAACUAGAAUGGGGACGAGAGGAGAGCAAGAAGAGAGAGAGAGAUAGAGGAGAGGAGACAGAUGCGAGACUAAGAUGGUAGGAGUGAGCGAGUACGAGUCUCUGCUAUUGCGAGAUUGAGAUAUGCGCGUAGACGAGGAUCUUGCUCUAUCAUCUCUCUCGUCUCUUCUCUAUACUCUCUCUCGCUAUCUCUUCUCUCAGGACUUGAUGGGCGUGUGUCCUCUUGGAUACGAGGAUCUGUUCAAGCGGAAACAGGAGCAAUGGGCACACCAUCACCACGUCAACAUGAACAGGUCCUCCCAGUCCUCCCCCGUCUUCACCGUAGACUUUGGUGCAGAGGUACGUAGGCCUGCACGCACGCAGAGUGUGUUUGUGCAUACAUUAUGAGAGAGAGAGAGAGGCAUAGAAUGACAGUUUGUGCAUAGAACAAGAGUGAAUGGCAUACUAUAAUCAGUUUUAUCCACUCUUUUGCCCCAUGAAAUCAAGGUCUAGAAAUGCUCACAAAUACAGUACUGUAUAUGUUGUUUGUGUGGGUUUUUGAUUCUGGUCCAAAAUAUGUGUUGAAUACAAAGCUAUUUUAGAGUGUGACUGUUGCUGGGCAACUGGUAGCUAAAGCAUAGGUAGUCGCAGUAUGUUUUUUGGAGUCCUCUGGGAGAGACAAAAGCAACGAAUUAAUUCAAGAAAGGAGAAAAAGGGAAAAGGGGGGGGGAAAAGGAGGAGAAGAAGGAGAAGAAAGAAGGAAGGGAAGCAGAGAGAAGAGAGAGAAGAGAGAGAGAGAGAGAGACGAGAGAGAGAGAAAAGAGAAAGAGAAAGAGAAGAGAGAGAGAGAAAGAGAAAGAGAAGAGAAAUGGAAAGAGAAAGAGAAAGGAGAAGAUGGAGAGAGAGAGAGAGAAGAGAGAGAGAGAGAGAGAGAGAGAGAGAGAGAGAGAGAGAGAGAGAAAGCAGCAGAGAAAAAAAAAAAGAAAAAAUAAACAAACAGAAAGAGAAGCGAGAGUAGGUAGGUAGAGAGGCAGCUGAGGCCACGUCUCGCACUAAAUCUCCUUCCCUCUCUCUCUCUCUCUCUUGAUCUCUCGAUCUCUCACUUCCCUUCCCAUCCUCCCUCCCUCCCUCCCCUCUCUCUCUAUCAGCAUGACAGUGGAGGUGAUCAGUGUAUGAACUGUAAGUACCGUGGAGAGGAGAGUCUGGCCCACUACUCUCCCUGGUCCUGUGGAACCAUCAGUACCUGCAUCAGCCCCUUUGAACCAGAGCAUCACAACGCCUCAGCUCACUCCUGCUCCCAACACUCAGUGAGUCUAACCACAUACACACGCACACGCUUGUAAAAAACUAAACAUAAAUCAACUCAUAUAUCAACCACACACCCUCUUAGAAACAAAACUAUAUAUCAACUCAGACUCAUAUUAAUAAGCCCUAACGAACAUAACAACAUGACAAACACAUUUUAGUGGGUACUGUACAUCAUGAUGACUCAUUGUCUCCACAUUGAAGUAUGGCUUGGAAAAAGUAAUCAAAUAGAAAGCUCAACCUAAAAGUUGAGAGAAAUAAUUAGUAUGUAUGUUCUUAUGUAAUGACUGUGACAAACACUAGUGCAACUUCCAAUGACUUAACUAUAUCAAAUGCUGUAUCUUCCAGGCAGUAGAUAAUGGUGAAGGGAAACGGUGGCUACACACAUUUGAGCCGUACCGCCGUCUGAAAGACGAGGACCCCAUCAUCCCAUUUGGAGAGGGACCCAUCAUCUCUAAAUGGGGGGCUAUCUCCCGCGCCUCCCGUACAGGGUACCACACCACUGACCCUGUCCAGGCCACAGCCUGCCAGAGAAGCAACAGCACCACCCCCAUCAACUUCAGAGGUGAGGAGGGGAUAGUGGUGGCUAGGCUUUAGCUUAGUGGGUUAAUACACUGUUCUGACAGACAGGAAACCUGGGUUCAAACCUUUCGGUUACAGUGGGGAAAAAGAUCUAACAUGCAGAAGUAAAAUGUUGCCCCUAAUUUUGACUUCUUGUCAAUUCUGCUAUACCAUUUGACUUGUGAUCACUUUGAUUGUGUGUACUGAGUGGAACAGACACCUGGAGUGAAAUGACAGCAGUAGUUAUGAAUUAAGAAAGUUAUUCCAUGUUAAUACCAACAACGAUUUUUAUUUAUGAUUCAUUUGUAAUUUAAUGUAAUGAAUGUGGAAUAUUAUGCUCAGAAAGAAAUACACUAUAUAUACAAAAGUAUGUGGACACCCCUUCAAAUUAGUGGAUUCGGCUAUUUCAGCCACAUCCGUUGCUGACAGGUAUAUUAAAUCGAGCACACAGUCAUGGAAUCUCCAUGUGACAAACAUUGGCAGUAGAAUGACCUUACUGAAGAGCUCAGUGACUUUCAACGUGGCACCGUCAUAAGAUGCCACCUUUCCAACAAGUCAAUUUGUCAAAUUUCUGUCCUGCUAGAGCUGCCCGGUCAACUGUUAGUGCUGUUAUUGUGAAGUGGAAACGUCUAGGAGCAACAACGGCCCAGCCGCGAAGUGGUAGGCCACACAAGCUCACAGAACGGGACCGCUGAGUGUUGAAGAGUGUUGAACCUCAACCCCAUCGAACAACUUUGGGAUGAAUAUGAACGCUGACUGCGAGCCAGCCAUAAUCGCCCAACAUCAGUGCCCGACCUCAGUAAUGCUCUUGUGGCUGAAUGGAAGCAAGUCCCCGCAGCAAUGUUCCAACAUCUAGUGGAAAGCCUUCCCAGAAGAGUGGAGGCUGUUAUAGCAGCAAAGUGGGGACAAACUCUAUAUUAAUGCCCAUGAUUUUGGAAUGAGAUGUUCGAUGACCAGGUGUCCACAUACUUUUUGUCAAGUAGUGUAUCUUCAAUUCCAGAGAGGUGCAGAGCUCGCUCGGACCGGCUGCUACGGUAGCACAGAGCAGAAUCGUCUUAACAUGUGGAGGGAUUAUUAUAAUGUGAAUAUAAAUGAAAGUUGUCUUUCAUCUCCAGGCGAGGCUCUGAAUGCACCCAGGCUCUCUGCAGACUCAGUGGAGGCCGAUUCAUUGCAGUAUUCAGUUCAGCAUCGUUUUCAAAAGGGUGGGGAAAUACAUUGUUAUAGGUUGCUCAAUGUUAUUAUUCUAAAUCUACGGUUAUUUCUAUUCCAGAUUAUGGUCCACACAUCGGUCACGGUGACUACAGGUGGAGCUCCCGUGGGUCUGACUCAUCCAGCCACUCAAGUUUCCUAGAGAGGUACAGUAUAGACUCUGUACCAUACUAUACUCUACUGUACCAUACUAUACUCUACUCUACUGUACUAUACUAUACUAUACUAUACUAUACUAUACUAUACUCUACUCUACUCUACUCUACUCUACUCUACUCUACUGUACUGUACUGUACCAUACUAUACUCUACUCUACUCUACUCUACUGUACUAUACUAUACUAUACUAUACUGUACUGUACUGUACUAUACUAUACUAUACUAUACUAUACUAUACUAUACUAUACUAUACUAUACUAUAAUAUACUAUACUAUACUAUACUAUACUGUACUAUACUAUACUCUACUCUACUGUACUAUACUUUAUACCAUAUCUCAUCAUCCCUUUCUCUCUUCCCCCUAAACAUUGUCCUGUUUUAUUUUAUUUCUGUCUUUUUUAGUGUUCGUUUUACUUCAAUGUCCUCCUGUAUGUUUGCAGCUGAGCGUUUGCUUGCUCGCCAUGCAUGUGUAGGAGGUGUUGUUUUCUUACCCUCUUCUCUCCUCCUCCUCCUCUCUCAUUGUGCUGCAGUCGGUUUCCUUUUCUCUCUCCUUAGACUAUAAAUAGAGCGGCUCUCUAAGCUCUCUGCUUGUAUGCUGCCUGUUCACGAUCUGACUCUGACUUACAGUCUCUCUGUGUAUUUGAUUGGAGUGGGGAAUCUAGUCCUAUGUACUCCACAAGUCUCUCUCUUUACUGUCAGUACAUCAGCUAUUUACAUAAUUUCACUCAGAAUACACAUUAAAUAACAGUACAGUAUAACAGUAUAACAUUACAGUAUAAAGGCACUGUUUUACUGUAAUGUUGGAUAUCUGAAGCAGCACAUACAGUUAUUUCAAAUUGCCACUUUCUCUGUGUGUCCACAGUGACCAGCUGGGAGUGUGUGAGCUUGCCGCCCGUGAGCGCUCCUUCAGCAGUGGAGAGAAGGCUGGUGCAGGAGACCUGCUGCAGACUGACUACUGUAAGGACACGACAGAGAGCGAACCGGACAGAGACAUUGAGCUGGAGCUGUCUGUACUAGACAUGGAGGACAGUGACAUGCAGGACAACAGUCAACAAUCUGAGGUGCAGUGAAGUCUUUAUGGCUGCGUUUACACAGGCAGUCCAAUUCUGAUAUUUUUUCCACAAAUUGGUCUUUUGACCAAUCACAUCAGAUAUUUUCACAUCAGAUCUUUUUCAGAUCGCAUUGGUCAAGAGACAAGAAUUGACAGAAUUCGGCUGCCUGUGUAAACGCAGCCAAUGUCCUCUUAAUGUGUCUGAUUGAUUGAUUGAUUGAUUGGUUGAUUGAUAAUGUGUCUCUUUACUCCUAAGGGAGGAUCUGUGUGGGAACUGUAAUGUGGAACAAUGGUACAGCACGGGCUUGAGUGAUGUCAUCUCUGUGCGACUGCUUUUCUAUUACAUCACUGACUGACUUCUUAUCUGGAUGUCCUAGGAGUCCCUUGAGCUGAGGGACCCCCACCUCCUCACCCCUCCCAGCAGUGAACCCCAGAGGAGCCAGACAGACAAGCUGUCCGCUGACAAGAUGGAGGCUCACCUGCUGAAGAAAAUGGCCUUCAGGUGAGCUGGGUCAACAACUAACCUCGCCUCAACCAGUGUCUGGCAACACAAGACUAAUAAACACUAAACACACCAGUAGCAAGGCUGAAUAUUGAUGUGGUCCUUACCUCAUCUAGGACAUUCAAUUAAAUUAAAUCAACUUUAUUUAUCCCCAAGGAGCAAUUAUUUUUGGCAAGCAUGGUCAUAACAUGGUCAUAACAUGGUCAUACACACAUCACAUACACUUGGGUGAGAAAACUUGGCAUAAAAUAAACAUUUGUUCCCUUACUGCAGCUUCUCUGUUACUGUCAAGGAAUAUAAAAUAGAUCUCUUCUAUUUCUUGUUCACUGAUCGGAGCCCAUAUUGUACCUCUGUGUUCCAGGAAGUCUCUCUCCCCUGGUGGUCUGGGCUCAGGAGGCCUCAGUGUGGGGAAGCUGAUGAUGAGGACCGGCCCUCCAAGGCUGGGGGACAUGGGCCCUCGCCCCAACACAGGCCCUGAGAUGCUUCUCAACGGGAGUUGA